Messenger RNA from Orbicella faveolata, 1343 nucleotides. RefSeq lists its product as uncharacterized. The record is from RefSeq and is a predicted model, not a curated record. NCBI's taxonomy places the organism in Eukaryota, Metazoa, Cnidaria, Anthozoa, Scleractinia, Merulinidae.
CUCGUCUCCUCGAGUCAUGGGUUCAAAAAUUUGGCUCAUUGCAGUUCUACUGCUAGCGGUUAGCGUCGGUUUGGAAGCAUUUCCAGUUGCAUUAAACGACGAUCCAACCGACUUUAAAUCAGAUGAUUUAUCAGAUGAUUUAACUGAAAGGGAUGUUCUGUACGAGGACAACUAUGAAAUGGGUUAUCCUGAUGUUGAUAAUGUUGCUGCUGCUGUUGCUGCUAGUGAUGAUGACGAUGAUGAUGGAAAUGAGUUGGAGGACUAUGAAGGUGCUUUAGACGAGAUGGGUCUAGAGGAUCCACGUUGGAGUGGGACACUCAGACUGCCACGACCACGUGAUAGGCGUCCACGAUCACCGCAACCAAAACGAAGAAGGAAAAAAACAGGGAGAAGAGGAAAAGGGAAACGGGGUGGUAAGAAAUCAUCAAGACAAAAAGGUAGAAAAAGGCAUGGGAGACCCCCACGAAAAUCUGGAAAUAAAAAGGGAAAGAAAAAGGGAAAAGGUGGUUAAAAAGACGCGCGGUUACAGAGCCUCACCCUCCUGGACUAUGCCAUAAAUAAAAGGAAAGAAAAGAAAAAGGAGGAAAAAGUCACCCUUUUAUCAGCGAACGGAAAACAAAUAAAUGAUAAAAUCUGGAAUUAAAACUGAGUGAUAGCAAUUGUUAGAGUUUAGAAUUUCUUAAUGAUAUAAAUUUCAACAAUAAAAAAGAUCACCCUUUAGAAAAGGACCACAAACAGCAACUUUACUUAACCUAGCUAUCACUUUUGUAACAUCCAAAUCCCUGGGAGGAGCGGGCAGAGACUGGGAGAUUAGGGCGAGAAGGCGUCUGGUAUUUCAGAAUAAUCAGGGCGUAUGCUGCGUUGUUUAGGGUUAAAGUUCAUAAGCUAGAAACUCUUGCCUGCAAAAGCUGGUUUAAUUCACGUUUUAUUUAGUUAUAUGAGGUUAGAAUAUAAAGGCAGCUAAUAUCAUGUGCUACACUUCUAAUUUAAUAAUUUUGGUUUCAUUCUGGAAAAGCCGCAGAGUGAAAGAAAGAUAGCCUUUCCCCCUAGUGUUUGCUACGUGAAAGUGGAUUUAGUCCCUGCGCAUGUAACAUAUUAUGAGAGACUAGCCCCUCGAACCAAUCCUCUCCUGGAAAAUCUUCAAGGGACUUGAAGUGAGACCCAUUUUUCCAAGUGUGACCUUUUUUUUUACCAAGUUUCGUCACUUUUCUUCAAGUGUGACACAUCUUAUCAAAUAAGGCACCUUUUUCUCCAGGUGUGACCUAUUUUCACAAGUGCAAGCCAUGUUUCCAAGUAAAACCCCUUUUUUUUUUUUCCAAAUGUGAUCCUUUUUGUAAGUGUGA